Messenger RNA from Achroia grisella, 4514 nucleotides. Its product is annotated as tetratricopeptide repeat protein 17. The record is from RefSeq and is a predicted model, not a curated record. The transcript has 19 exons. Gene Ontology annotation, biological process: actin filament polymerization. Gene Ontology annotation, molecular function: protein binding. Gene Ontology annotation, cellular component: cytoplasm; actin cytoskeleton. Lineage: Eukaryota; Metazoa; Arthropoda; Insecta; Lepidoptera; Pyralidae. The coding region runs from base 7 to 3417 and encodes 1136 amino acids.
GUAAAGAUGAAGUUCAUAAGGAUUCUAUGGGUAUUCUGUUGGUGUAGUAUUGAAAUUCACGGGACAACGCACUGGAUGGUUACUGAAAGUGGUUUGAUUCAACCCAGGGUUGACUCACCAUUUGAGAUGGUAAAUCCGCAUGAUUUAUUAGCGUUUCUGAAUCAAGACACACGCUGGGACAAUAUAAUAAAUUUGUACCAGGAACUUUUUUUGCGACAGAAACUAAUUAAUAAAUUAUGGAAGGAAGUAGAGACAGGUAUUGAUGUAGAUACACUACUGUCCAUAGAUCCAAAUUGUAUCAAAGCUGAACCACUAGAUUCUAUAGAUUGGUAUGGAACUGUUUUGGAAGAUAGUCAAACCAAAUACAUUGUUGAGAAAGAACUUUCACAUUACUAUCCUGCAAACAAUAAAAACAUAGAUGUACCAGAUUGUAAGAAAAUAUCUUCAUUGACUUUUAGUAUGUUUGCAUUUGAGCAUUUAGAGGGUAUGAUACACAGAGAAAAUUUGUCUUCUAAUGUUGCAUUGUUAUUACCUGAACAAAUAGAAACUGUUAUGACUGAUGAACAGUUAGGAGACUGGGCAGCAACUACACUUCGUAAAAAUAGUUCUUCCUGGCUACAUUACAAUGUGGCUUCAUUGUAUUGGAGAAUAAAGGGAAAGGCUCCAAAAGCUUUAGAGUGCAGUCGUCGAGCUGUACAUUAUGCACCAAGGAUUUAUAAAGACAUAGCUCUACUCAGUCUUGGUUCGAUACUCCACCUUAGUAGAAAAACAGAAGAUGCUGUGACAAUCCUUAGUGCGGCUGUUGAGCAUGAUCCAUUGUGCCCCUUCAAUCAUUUCGUUCUCGCCAAUGCUUAUGCUGUCAUCGGAGAUUUUAAAAGUUCAUUAAAACAUUUGGACUUAUGCCUUAAGCUGAAUCCAGCAUUUCAUUUGGCUCGAACGCAUAAAUAUGGUGCUCUGUGUCAUGCCAAACUGGUGGAGACAUUGAAAAAAGUCAAAGAGACAAUGGCAGCACUUCGAGUAGAGUUGAAAGAAUUUUACGGCCGAGAAUUACAUUGGCUAAAGUCUCACGUUGCUUUUUUGAGGACAAGGAUACAUGAUGAAGAGUUCGAUUAUAGUAACGUUGAAAAGAACUGUGAGAAAAUAUCAGAGUUAACUGGCCUUAAUAUUAAGCAGUUGAAGAAACAGGGUGAUAAAAAUUAUAUAAUGAAGUAUUUCCUCGAUGGUACUGACUACAAAGCACCAGAGGAAAAGGGUACAUUAGCUAUAGAAUGGGCACAUAGUUUGAAACGGUGGUUAAAACAUGUCGAGAAUCGUGCCAAACUGGAACCAACCUUAAAACAGAAACGAUCAAAAUUAUCAGAAGUUAAUAUAAAGAAAGGAAUUGGCUCUGUACUUGUGUUUUCUAAUGGAGAAAAUAAUGCAAAAGAUGCAGUCUUCAGAGAGAGGUCCAUUGAACAAAAAUCUUCAGGUAGUCGUUCCAAAAAUUUAGAAUUUAAACGAGGUCCCUUAUUGUACCCACCUACAUUGAAAAUUGAUAGGAAUAUAGAAGACUUCGAUAGGGAACCAGACUGGCCAUCAAAUAAAGUAUGCAAAAAUACUGCUGCAAAUAUUCCUGAUAAAUUAGAUGCUAUUUUUCCGGUAUUUUUACCAUUCGAAAACAAGGGUUUAAGCAUGACAGAGUUGUUAACUGAUAAAAUAGGGGUGCCGGCGAACGUGGAGCACGAUGUCCCGUGGCACCCUCCUAUUUGCCCCCAGGACAAGGACUCUGCAGCGUUUAUUGGGAAGAAAUCGCAAAAGCAACAGAUGGUCACCGAAGUGCGAAACGCAAAAUAUCUAAGGCAGAAGCUCCUUGAAUACGUGGGUGACGGCGAUGUAGAAAUUGUGAAACGCAUGCAAGACGCCGAAAUCGGUCAACGUAUAUACGCUGCCAUGGAUAUGGAAUUAGCACCAAAAUGGGUUACAUAUACUCUGGCUUCAUUAUACUGGCGGGUGCGAGGCAAUAAUGCGAACGCUCUCAACUGCCUCCUGACAGCGAAUAAAAUAGUAGAACAGAAAUAUAAGGACAUAGUGCUAGUGCCAUUGGCUUCUUUAUAUAUAGAGAUGGGGUAUUUUGAUGAUGCUCUGAAUGCGGCCGAAGCGGCGUUCAAAAUUAACUUAUAUGAGCCUGCGACCAAUUUUUUACUAGCAGAGCUGAAUAUGCUCAAGAAACAUAGGAAUACGCACAUGUUCCACUUAAAACAAGUAAUACGCCUGGAGCCAAGUUUCAUGGACGGACUCGCUCGCAAUCUGCUCAAUGGAUGGGCAUGCAUACUUAAAGAAAUCCAUUCAGUACAGGAAUUAGAACAAAAAGACGGUGAUUCUUGUACGCAAGUGGAGCCAGGCAUGAGUAUGGUGUGUGAGAAAGGCGGCAUUAAUUGCCACAUGACAAAUGUACAGUGUAUCAAUAGUCAAGAGAGAGAAAGCAGCACACUCCUUCGAAUGCUUGAACUAAAAGAUGACAACGUAAAACGGCCAUCUGAUAAAAUGGACGAUAGCAUAUUCGACGAUUUCAUAGACAACAUGCCCCCUCAGCGAACUAUGAAACGGGCGCAUGAGGUAAAUUAUGAGACAAUGAUGCAAGUUGUGGGCACCGCUUUACAGGGAUGCGGUCCCAGAGGUUGUAAUGAUAUACAACCAGACGAUUUAGCAAUGAAAGAAGAGGACUGCACACAUCAGCAAUUACAGCUCGGAUAUUGGUUGCAUAUUUUUUGUUUCAAGCAGUUAUUUACUGAUGCCAAUUUGAAAUUUCCAGCGGAGAUUACGACUAUGAACCCAUCAAGUAAGAAGAUUCCAGAAUGCCGUCUGUUUGAGCCGUCUGAAGAUUUUUACUUGGACCGCUUGAGCCGCGUGGACACAGAUGGCUGGGAGCCGCUGCUCACACUCAUGCACCAGUUCGCUGAGAUGUUCAAUUUUCACGAUUUUGUCACGCUCGGCUCAAAGAUUGCUAGAUACGUUGACUCUAAGCCGCGGUCGUGGGCGGGAGCGGUCGCCGCGGCGUGGUGGUGCGGCGCGGCGGGCCGGGGGGCCUGCACGGCGCGCUGCCUGGCCGCCGCGCUCACGCUCGCGCCCGCGCACCGCCUCUCGCACACGCUGCGCCCGCUCGUCGCGCUCCUGCACAUGCAAUCAAAACAAAAAGAUGCUAAGGAAAUCUCUUACCUCAUAUUCUACAUGCAGCCGAAGAGUAAAAUAGAAGCAUUUCUGGUAGCUGUUUCGCAUACCUACCUGGAGGAGUACGAGCAAGCAGUCUGGAUGUACCGAUACGCUUUGACGUUCGAUGACAAGUUCCUGCCAGCUAAAGCAUGCCUUCACGCUACCAUGUGUCUCAUGUUAUUCGGAGAAAAUUAUAUGGCCAAGAUUAAAGACUAUUUAGACAAUUAGCUCAAAUUUAAUAUUUAAAGUUCUAGCUAGGUGUUUAACUUUGUCACACUAUGACAAUUUUUUGUCGUCAAGAUUAUACGCAAACGAUAUUACGACUAAAAAGCAAUGUAUAAGCUUUUUACGUCAGUUUGUCGUGGUGCGUUGACGUUAACACAGAGUAGAGCAUGCGUCUAUUUUUCUGCAUUAGAUGCCUAUGCCCGCUUCUUGUUUUGGCUAUACAAAAUUAUAAAUGUGUAUAUGCGACUUUAAACCUAACACUUCACUGAAUAUCAUUUCUAUCUUCUUCGUAUUUAAUGCAUUAUCUCUACAGAUUACUGGUGUUAUAUACGCUGGAAUCGGUUUCGAUGUAGUCCCUGUAACAUACAAAAUUCAUAUUAUAAUAUAUCCGUACAUUACAUUUAAGUAUUACAAUACAAUUACAAUCUUUAAUGUCUAAUACAUAAAUAGUACAUAUUUAAAAACUGAAUGUCUAUUAUCGAUAACAAUAAUAUUUAGUCUAUGGAUACAUAAUUACUAAAAAUACUGUAAACAUUAUAAAUUAAAAGUACAUUACUUAAACGAUUGUGAUGGUACAAUAAUUUUGUGCUUUUAACUCAGACAAUCAUAUAUAUUAAUAAUCUAGAGUAAACAAUAAUCAUUAAAUUAAAAAAAAUACCGUUCAUUCACAAAUAAUUUUAUGCCGAUAUAGUACAGUUGUUAAAUGCAAUAGCACUUUAGCUGCAUGAAAUGGUUUUCAGAAAAUAAAAUAGUAUAAGGAAUAAAAUACAAGUAUAAUACAUAUGUGAAUCAGAUAUAAUAAUGCUUUGUUCUUUUUGUUGUGUUUAAUUUGUUUUUGCUGGCAGAUAAUGUUUUAUAAUUUUAUUACCGCUAUAGAAUUCUUAUUUGGUUUUAAGUUUUAAGCCAUUCUGCCUACAACGAUGAACAAAAAAUUUUAUUAUUCUAUUUUGUUAAUAUAUGGAUCUAAUUAUCUGGACAUAAAAGAAUGAGAUAAAACAAAUGGAAGAGAAAUAUUUCGGGGAGGUAAAAAUGAUGUAGUACCCGAAAAGUCUGCGAUCAAAAUUAUAACAAAGUAUUUACGUUAUUUAUUAUAAAUAGAA